AUUGGCAACACUGCUUACUUACGAGUGACCAACUUAAGAAUUGAAAAUUCCCCGUGUGUUGUAUGUUGGAGACGCCAUUUGCCAAAUAUCCAGAGGGCUACAAGCGAAAAGAAAUUGAAUUACUUAUGAGAAAAAGCAUUCUCCAACAGCGAGGAUUGGACCACUAUAAAUUAAGUGCUCUAAUAAGAAAUCAUGGACUCCGAAGACUCACAUGAUGCAUCAUCAGGAGAUGAGAGCAAAGAGGCUCAAAGUCCAGUAAGCAAUAGAAGCAGAUCUGGAAGUGGGCCUGCAUCCCCACACAGUGGUCCUCAGUCCCCAGCAAGUCCCCAAAGUGGACCUGACUCCCCUGCCAGUGGCAAAAACAAUGCCAAAUCCAGAUCCAGAUCUAGUUCAUAUGAAGAUGACAGAUCAAGGUCUAGAAGCAGGCCUAAAACCCCUAAAUCACCGGCCAAUGAGUCCCUAAAAAGUGGGCCUCAGUCCCCAGCUUCACCAAGAAACAGAUCAGCCAGCAAUGGUCCUCGUUCCCCAUCGCCAGCGAACUCUUCACGAAGUAGUUCAGCUGCAAGCGCAGCUCGCGGAGAUAAUUCGGACGACGACAGACAUUCUUCAAAGUCCGGAAGUAGCGCGAGCAGCAAAAAAUCCAAAUCCGGUUCGGCCGGUCGGUUCAGCAGAAAUUCGCGUCGAUCGAGUUCAUCGGAAAGAUCAAGAAGAACGAGAAAUCGAAGAAAAUCCGACGGGAAUUCGUCAGAUUCCACUGACAGCAGCGUGGAUUCUUCGAGCAGGAAGAACAAGAAUAUCGGGAAGUCUGCCGACACGCAACCGGAAGCGAUUUCCGACGGGGACAUGGAAUCCGACCAGGAAAAAGACGUUAAACCGGCGGAAAAAAAGGAAAAGCCGGCGCAACAAGAAAUAAACAUUUCUCACGAGGAUUUAUCGGACGUUUCCGAUUUGGACGAAUCGAUCGGAGGACACUCGUUCGAAAGCGGCAAGGAGGACAAAGGUGACGACGCCAAAGAUAAAAACGACGACAGUCAGGGAUUCGACGAGGUAAAGAAGGCGAGCGAGAAAAACAGCAGGGCGGAAGAGGGCGAAGAGCAGCUGGACUUCGAAGCUGAGGACGGCGAAUGCGGCGAGAUCGAGUCCACGAAGGAGCCGGAAGAUAAAACAACGGACAAAAAACUCGACGCGGAGCGGGAGGAAGGCGAAGAGAAGGAAGAGCCGAAGGAAGAAAAGGAGAAGGAGGAAUUGGAGGAGGGAGAAGUGAGCGAUGAAGACGACGUCAGACCGGAGGAAACCGAGCCGCGACCGGUUUGCAGGUUUUUCUCGAGAGGUCAGUGCACCUGGGGGGCGAGUUGCCGAUUUUUGCAUCCGGGCGUCACCGAUAAGGGUAACUACACCAUGUUCGAAAUGAUACGGCCGGUGGUGCCGGGCGAGUUUGGCAGGGCCGACGAGAGGAUGUUCGGCAAACCGGAGCCGCCGCCGGUGGAGUCCGCAUGGGAGAGAGGUUUGCGCACAGCCAAGGAAAUGCUGAGGAAGUCCGUGAAACGGAAAGAGCAAGAUAUCGAUUUCGAGGAGAAAAAGCUGAACCUUAGCUUGGCGCAGGAGGAGUUCGACAAAGAAAACGGGUAUUACGGUAGAGGUUUGUCUCCCGAACCGAGAUACGUGCGGCACAUUCCGGCCGAGUAUCCCCCCAUCGCCAGACCGCCCCCCGAAGAGUAUUACGGAAGGAGACAGGUUGUGUACGAGCCGGACUACGUGGUGCCGCCGCCGCCUCAAAGGGAAAGGGUGCGGUCCUAUAGAGAGCUGCCGUCGCACAGGAUGCCCGAUUUUUACAACAACAAGUACGAGGAGGAGGCGGCGGCGGCCGCGAGCAAAAGGCCGCGCCCCAAGCGGGAGGUUAUCGUGCAAAGGGUGGAGGAGAGGCCUGGGAGGGCCGACGACUGGUCGGAUCCGUGGAUGAGAUCGAAAUCGCCGGGGAGGAGGAAAGAGGGUGCGGGCGGUGGCGGCGGAGGUGGUGCUGGAGGUGGAGGUGGAGGUGGUGCUGGCAGAAAGCGAUCCUACAGUUCAGGAUCUAGCUAUUCUUCAAGCAGUUCGUCAAGUCGUUCUUCGGACUCGACCCGAAGCAGUUACAGAUCGCGAUCGAGAUCGUCGCACAGACGCGGAAGGUCCCGAUCGAGGAAGGGGAGACCCGUGUCGCCAUCUGUAAUAGUUUCGGAGAGAAAAGCGGCCAACGAGAGAGCGGCCGCCAUGAAUCCGCCAGCGCCGAAACGUAGAGCACCCUCUCCAAGUAUGAUGAGAGUCGCAGCCGCAAAUCCUCCCGCUCCUUCCUCGAAGGAAGAUCAGUUCGGCAGAAACAGGAAACUGGCAGCCGCAAUAGCGCGAGUCAAACGGGGCAGAAGGUCGUCGAAAUCGUCUUCGGGCAGUUCGGAUUCCAGCUCGAGCGAUUCGGAUUCGUCCGGCUCCAGCAGCUCAUCCAGCAGGGAUGCAUCGCCUCCUCGUAGAGGACCAGGUGUGGAUCUUUCGAUAGUAAAAGCUAUGGACGCCAUAAAAGGUAGCGCUUCGGACAAGGGCCGAAUCAAGUUGAAUCUGAAGCACCCGGUGGGUGCAAGAAAGGAGUUGGCCGAGUUGGCCAGGAAGGCGGAGGCUGCGCAGAGCAAGAAACGCGCAGCCGCCUCGCCUCCGCCAAAUGACCCGAAAUCGAAGAAGGCCACUUCCAGGAGGGAAGAACUGCUGAAACAGCUGAAGGCGGUAGAGGAUGCGAUUGCAAAAAAAAGAUCAAAAGUAAAUUAAUACGUUUAUUAUUCGGGUUGAAUUGUUGAAAGUAAUUAUUUGACAAUGUGAUAUCACAUUUAGAAAUGUAUUCCUCUGGUGUGUCAGGUUUCUAGAUGUUUUCAAGUUAGACAUAGUCCGGCUGGAGUAUUGUAAAUGUAACAUUGUGACGUUUAGGAAUCAUCAAUUAUAAAUGUUAGCAGUGACUUUUAGCAGAGUCCUUUUUGUCAAUGUAACUUAGUUAGGUGCUUUGUUAGUUUACAUGUAUAUGACUGACUUAAAAUGUUUAUUUACUUAUAUUGUAAGUACAUAAAUAAAAAUUGUGUGACGAAUUAUCAAAUAUUAGAUAUCUAAGAUCUAAGAUAUUUUUUAUUAUAAUUUUUCAUGCAAGGUUAUUUUUAAUUAAUCUUUCUUUUAUAAAAUUAUACACAUUAGCUAUGUUUAAGAAAAUAAAUUUGAACUUCUACACCAGUUUUAUUAUUAUUCCCAUUUUAUUCCAUAAACAAACAAG
This is a messenger RNA of Brassicogethes aeneus, 3280 nucleotides long. The record is from the annotation of a GenBank genome assembly. NCBI's taxonomy places the organism in Eukaryota, Metazoa, Arthropoda, Insecta, Coleoptera, Nitidulidae.